Paramacrobiotus metropolitanus is the source of this 1185-nucleotide messenger RNA. RefSeq names its product mitochondrial fission factor-like. The record is from RefSeq and is a predicted model, not a curated record. NCBI's taxonomy places the organism in Eukaryota, Metazoa, Tardigrada, Eutardigrada, Parachela, Macrobiotidae. Gene Ontology annotation, cellular component: peroxisome; mitochondrial outer membrane. Gene Ontology annotation, biological process: positive regulation of mitochondrial fission.
UUAUUAAGACCGCAAUUCGCAUGGGAUUCGUGUCAGAGGAGAUUUGUUUCUGUUGUAGCAGACUAGCAGCUUAUAGUGCUCUCAAUGUUUUACAUCAAAUUACUUCAAAUGUGUUUCUGCAAAUACAUAAUUAUUAAAUAAUAAAAAUUAUCACUGUUUGUUGAUACAGUAGUAUGCGGGUGUCAUACAAACCUUCUCCUUCGCAUUAUUAUCGUGCGCCAUCCAACUGCCUACAUUACGAAUACAACGCUCUCCGAUCGGACGCAGCAAACUCUUUAGAGAUGGUAGAUGCUAAGAGGCGUGUGACUUUCGAGGCUGCGGACCAUCCUGUUAAUGGAGUAUCGAAAUUGUCAGGACAAAUGGCGACAGCACCAAUUACCACAGAUGGAUAUUUUGGGGAAAACGUCGGUCGCCACAUGCGAGUACCUAACCAAAUCCGUCCAUAUGACGACGACGCAGCACAUCCAGUCUUGCAGGGAAGUGCGUUCAAUGCGAGAGGAUCUAUCACUGCUCAUCAAAUGAAUGUGCCCGAUAGGAUUCUUGUGGCAGGCAAUGACCAACACAUGGGGCUUCGUGAUCAGCGCCCGCGCGAACUGGACUUCGACGACAUGCUGUAUGGAUUCCGCACGGAUGUGGCGGUGCCCGUGCACACACCGCCCCGAACACUGACCGUCGGACAGCAUGAAUUUCUCUUCCCGGACAGUCAGAAGAUUUCCCUGGUGGUGGACGGGCCCGUUAUUGCUCCCUUUUUUGGUUCGGCAUUGACAGAUAAUAACAUUGAACAGGCCAUGAUUGCUCAAGCGGAACGGAAUAUGAUCCCUGUUUCCAGAACACCAAAGAGUGUGACGCGUCGGUCGGCUUCCGCUGUGGCCACUCCAACUUCCGUUCGAGCAGCUCUUCCGGAUACUCCUGGCGGACGGCUGGUAGUGGACUUGUAUAAGCGUGUAGAGGCUUUGGAAAGAGAAAACUACCGUCGAUAUUUGCGUGAAAUGCUAAGUUAUGCUUUGAUCAUUGGGUAUGCAGCCAUGAAGGGUCUAUCAUUUUUUCUGAAGCGCUAAUUAAGUUUGGUCAUUUAAUUGCGAACUACUUUUGUGAGAGUGGAUGUUUUGAUUUGUUUUAGCCGUUUACUUUUUCUUCGCCUGGAAGGCUUGUGCAAAUAUUAUUUAUUGAACCAAAAUCUCGGGA